Messenger RNA from Nematocida minor, 243 nucleotides. RefSeq lists its product as uncharacterized. The record is from RefSeq and is a predicted model, not a curated record. Gene Ontology annotation, biological process: intracellular transport; protein secretion. The transcript has a single exon. Lineage: Eukaryota; Fungi; Microsporidia. The coding region runs from base 1 to 243 and encodes 80 amino acids.
AUGACGGCUCUCCUCAACUUCAGCGCCAUGGUCCGCGUGCUGCUGCUGUUUACGUGCACUGUUACGUAUCUCAAGCCUUUCUUUCCGCAGCAGUUUCAGAAGAAGCUCUCCAAUAAGAACGAAGCUAGCGGAUUCACCAGGAUUAUUUACAUAGGAACAGUUGUAGGAGAAAGACUCUCUCCCUACAUUGCCCUGCUGUGUCUAUACUAUGCACUCGAGUGUAUUGUUGGGUUGUUUAUUUAA